AAGUUUGUGUGAGCUAAAAGAUCAUGUAUCUGUUCGGACGAGUCGGUUUGUUUGUUGACAAUGUCAACUCAUUUUUUUACGACUGGAUGUCAUCAUCCCAAUAAUUAAGGAGCCACCCCAAUUAGCCGGAUACUCGAUACACAUCCAACUCGCUCGGCAGAGACUUCUCCCCCGAAGCCGACGACGGAUUCCACCACUCGCCCAUUACAGUUGACUUCUUUUACUGGACUGACUGACUGCAGUGUGAGGAAAUUUCUACGCCGACGCCAGAAGUAGGUGACGACAUCGAACCUGAAGAAGAAACAACAACGCUUCCACCACCACCGUCACCACCACCGCCGCUGUCACCAGGAAUAGACAAGAUGAGUAUCGAAAAAGUGUCCCUUCCGGACGCUUUGUCAAACGUUGACGUUCUGGAUGAACUCCCUUUGCCGGAUCAUCAACCAUGCAUAGAGGCGCAACCCUGCUCAAUCGUUUACCAGGCAAAUUUUGAUACCAAUUUUGAAGAUAGAAAUGGCUUUGUGACGGGAAUUGCAAAGUAUAUUGAAGAAGCAACGGUUCAUGCUGCAUUGAACGAUUUGUUGGAGGAAGGGACAGAGCAUGCAGUCAUGUUGUACACUUGGAGAUGCUGUUCUAGAGCGAUUCCCCAACCAAAAUCUAAUGAACAGCCGAAUCGUGUCGAAAUUUAUGAAAAGACUGUCGAGGUGUUGGCACCUGAAGUGAAUAAACUGCUAAAUUUUAUGCGGUUUCAACGAACAGCUAUUGAUCGAUUUUGUACCGAAGUGAAAAGAUUAUGCCACACUGAAAAAAGGAAGGAUUUCGUUUCAGAAGCGUAUCUUCUAACGUUAGGAAAGUUUAUCAACAUGUUCGCCAUUUUGGAUGAGUUGAAAAAUAUGAAGUCCAGCGUUAAGAAUGAUUAUUCUACUUAUCGACGAGCGGCACAAUUCCUAAAAGUCAUGUCGGACUCUCAAGCUCUUCAAGAAUCCCAAAAUCUGUCAAUGUUCCUCGCCACACAGAACAAAAUCCGAGAUAACUUGAAGGAAACACUGGAGAAAAUUACAAACUACGAAGACCUUCUUGCUGAUGUGGUCAACAUUUGCGUUACAAUGUUUGAGUCAAGAAUGUAUUUAACUCCAAGUGAAAAGCACAUGCUGGUGAAAGUGAUUGGGUUUGCACUCUACCUCAUCGACACUCAACAAUGCAACAUUUACAAAUUAGAUCAGAAGAAGAAAAUUAGACUGGACAAAAUUGAUAGAAUUUUCAAGAACUUAGAAGUUGUACCACUUUUUGGAGACAUGCAAAUUGCACCAUUCAACUAUGUCAAACGAAGCAAACAGUUUGAUGCCAGUAAAUGGCCACUGUGUACUGCACAAGGAACAUUAAGCGUCCAGGCUGACCUGAACAGAUAUUUGCCUCAAAUUCGAGAUGACCAUAUAAAAUAUAUUAGUGAACUUGCAAGAUAUAGCAACGAAGUUACCACUACAUUUAAAGAAACUCCUCGAACGGAUGCUGAAAAUGACGAAAUCGCAGAGCUGGCUAUUCGUGGCUUGCAACUGCUUUCAGAAUGGACAACCGUUGUGUCCGAGUUGUAUUCUUGGAAAUUGUUACAUCCUACUGAUCAACACCAGAAUAAGGAGUGUCCGGUUGAUGCUGAGGAGUAUGAAAGGGCCACCAGAUACAACUAUACCGAAGAGGAGAAAUUUGCCCUUAUAGAAAUAAUUGCAAUGAUUAAGGGUUUGCAAGUUUUAAUGUCAAGAAUGGAGACCGUCUUCUCUGAAGCAAUAAGGCGGAGUAUCUACUCAAAGCUGCAGAACUUUGUCCAAAGUAUACUCAGAGAACCAUUACGUAAAGCUGUGAAGAAUAAGAAGGAUUUAAUUCGAAGUAUUCUGGUAUCCGUUCGUGAAUCAUGUGCCGACUGGAUUCGAAGUUAUAAACCUGAAGAAGACCCUGCAAUGAAGGGAAAGAAAGACCCAGAAAACGGCUAUGACAUUAAGAUAGCUAAGCGAUGCGUUGGUCCAUCUUCGACACAACUAUACAUGGUCCGAACUAUGCUGGAGUCUUUAAUAGCAGACAAAUCUAGCGCAAAACGAACAUUAAGGAAAGAUAUUGAUGGCCAAUACUUGCUGGCGAUUGAAAACUUCCACAAAACUAGUUUCUAUUGGAAUUACUUGAUAAACUUUAGUGAAUACCUUCAACAAUGCUGCGACCUUUCACAAUUGUGGUACAGGGAAUUCUAUUUAGAAAUGACGAUGGGAAAACGAAUACAGAAAUGCAAGGUGCAGCAUCAGCAUAACGAGGAGUGUGUCUCUGACCUAAUAACAAUGGAGAAGAGGAUUCAGUUUCCGAUUGAGAUGUCCAUGCCAUGGAUUCUAACCGACCACAUUUUGAGAACCAAAGAACCAUCAAUGAUGGAAUAUGUGUUGUAUCCUCUGGAUUUAUACAAUGACAGUGCCCACUAUGCACUAUCCGUGUUUCGCAAGCAAUUUCUAUAUGACGAAGUCGAAGCAGAAGUCAACUUGUGUUUUGAUCAAUUUGUGUACAAACUUAGUGAACAAAUUUUUAUUUAUUAUAAACAGCUUGCUGCAAGUAUAUUAUUGGACAAGCGUUUCAGAGAAGAAUGUGCUAUUCAAGAAACUUACUUUCAGUAUCCUCGACCAAAUAGAUACGAAACAUUGAUGAAACAAAGGCAUGUUCAACUUUUGGGGAGAUCAAUCGACUUGAACAAGUUAAUCACACAACGAAUAAACGUCGACCUGUUGAAAUCUUUGGAAAUGGCAAUCACUAAAUUCCAAGGGAGCGAUCUAACCGGCAUUGUUGAGUUGGAAAGUCUCAUGAGUGUGAAUCGACUAACACACAAAUUAUUGAAGAAAUCUCUACCAGGACUUGAUGACUUUGAAUGGAUGUUACGAGAGGCUAACCAUAACAUACUAGCUCCUUAUGGGAGAAUUACCUUGCAUGUAUUUUGUGAACUCAAUUACGACUUCCUACCCAAUUACUGCUACAAUGCUGCAACUGGACGUUUUGUUCGAGCACUGGGGCUAAGUUUCGCUGAUCCAACACAUCGAGAGAAAGCUCCUCAGAUGGCUCAUCACUAUUUAUGGGGCUCAAAACAACUAAAUAUGGCAUACUACACCAUUUUUAGCCAAUAUGCAGGUUUCGUUGGUGCUCCGCAUUUCCGAGCAAUUGUGCGCCUGUUGGGUUAUCAAGGAAUUGCUGUUGUUAUGCAAGAAGUGCUCAAAGUUAUCAAAAGUUUAAUCACGGGAGGAAUAUACCAGUUUACAAAAACACUGAUGGAUGCUAUGCCUAAAAUAUGCAAAAUGCCGUUGUAUGACUAUGGAUCACCUGGAAUUCUUGGCUUCUAUCAAGAGAAUUUAAAUGACAUUGUACAAUAUCCCGAUGCAAAAAUGGAUUUGUUUCAGCACUUCAGAGAAGUUGGCAAUGCUCUUCUGUUUUGUCUCUUAAUUGAGCAAAGCUUGUCCCAAGAAGAGGUUUGCGACCUUCUUCAUGCUGCUCCAUUUCAAAACAUCUUUCCACGUCCAUUCUGCAAAGAGAACGAAAAGUUGGAAAAUAAACAAAAGCGUCUUGAACAAAAAUAUGCCGCACUCCAUAUUAUAGAAAACAUUGAGAAGUACGGUACAGAGAAGCAACGUAAUCUCGCUGCCGAUGGAGAUUUGUUAACGAAAGAGCGUCUAUGUUGUGGAUUGUCAAUAUUUGAAGUUAUUCUAAACCGGGUACGAGAGUUUUUAAAUGACCCGAUUUGGGUUGGACCUCCCCCAGCAAACAGAGUUAUGAAUGUGGAAGAAUGCACCGAAUUUCAUCGACUGUGGUCAGCUCUUCAGUUUGUAUAUUGCAUUCCUGUUGGUGAACAUGAGUUUACCGUAGAGCAACUGUAUGGGGAAGGGCUUCACUGGGCCGGUUGUGCAAUGGUCGUUUUACUGGGACAACAACGAAGAUUUGAGGCUUUGGACUUUUGUUAUCAUAUACUCAGAGUACAACGAGCUGACGGAAGGGAUGAAGUGGUCAAAGGAAUCCACCUGAAAAGAAUGGUUGACCGAAUCCGCCGAUUCCAAGUAUUAAAUUCCCAGAUUUUCGCAGUUCUCAACAAAUACCUGAAAGCCAGUUGUACUGAUGGCGACAUGCCCGUGGAACAUGUCCGGUGCUUCCAGCCUCCCAUUCACAAGUCUGUUGCUGAAGCAGCUGGAGCGAUGGGUCCAAAUCAAGGGACCAUGACCCUAGAUCGAAAUCAUUCACAGUACCAGAGGUCCGAGAUGAGAAAUAUUGUUGCAGGAGGACCCAUUCCAAGCCCACAGUAUUAAAUUGAAUGAUUUCCCUUCCUUCUACCAUCUCUUUUCCUCCGGUACGAACAAUAUUUGCUUCCAGUAUAAUAUUUAUUUAGUGUGUUUUCAAAAGUAACUUUUAUACCAUUCAUAUGAAACGUAUGUAGGAUUCUUUUCAUUAGUAGGUAAGACUAAAAAUUGUUUUAGGAUGUAGUUAGCAAAUUAUAUAUACUUCAAUUAAUGCCAUAUUGCUUUACUUUAGCCAAUUCUAAGGUAUUAUUAUUGGUUAUGUUAUGAAUUUAAAACAAUUGAUAAAAAGAAUUGACAGAAAGAAAGGUUUAAACCUGAUUGAAAUAUACAAGCGUUGAAAAUGUGGCUCAAAUUUUUAUGCAAUUAACCAUGCAUAGUUUUAAUAAUAAUGAAGCAUGUCCUGCAACUUUAAUAGGAGUAGUUUAGUAUAGUUAUGCCAUGCAUAUUUAAACCUAAAAAAAACAUUUAAAUCAUGGCUUAAUUGUACAUGCAAAUGUAGUAACUUAUGUAUGUCCCAUUAUGAACAUUUUUAUAUCACAAAACUGCAAUUUGUAUUUCUUUGUAUUUAGCAAAAUAAAGUUAAAACUUCUAUCACUUUA
Messenger RNA from Folsomia candida, 4906 nucleotides. It is a transcript of the gene Sra-1, whose product is annotated as cytoplasmic FMR1-interacting protein. The record is from RefSeq and is a predicted model, not a curated record. Gene Ontology annotation, molecular function: RNA 7-methylguanosine cap binding; small GTPase binding. Gene Ontology annotation, cellular component: synapse; SCAR complex; neuron projection. Gene Ontology annotation, biological process: cell projection assembly; axon guidance; regulation of translation. The coding region runs from base 363 to 4316 and encodes 1317 amino acids. Lineage: Eukaryota; Metazoa; Arthropoda; Collembola; Entomobryomorpha; Isotomidae. The transcript has 24 exons.